AUGGCUGAAUGUUCUGAUUUGCCCAGAACAGAAACUUCUUCAUGCGAAAAUUCACACAAUGCCGAUGUUGGUGAAGAUUCUAUGAAAUCAAUUAGAAAUCAAAUUAUAAGUCUAUUACAACUAGACAGAAAUGAUAAUUAUGAAGAAAUUGUUAAUAAUAUAUUAGAGAAUGGUCGACAAUCAUUAGUCAACUAUCAGGAUGAUAUAAAACCCAAAAUAUAUAGAGAUGUAAUGAAUGGCAGUAAUGAUAAAUUGAUUAUCCUUUUAAAAAACUAUUUUCAACAGAAAUGGGAAAUAGAAUAUAGCAAUUCAAAUCCAUGGUUUAUUGCUUUUCUUAAACAAUAUGGUAAUGGAGAAAACCAUGAUAGGUAUGAACGUGUUUUAACUCGUACAGCUAAAUUUGGAAAUAAAUAUAUGAAAGAUUGUCCAGUAUUAUCUAUUGUGUUACAACUUCUUUUUCAAAUUAUUAAUGACAAAAGCUUGACAAUAAGCGAUAUUUUCAAUGAUCUGUGGUUUACAAUAACCAACGAUGGUUUAAAAUCAGUUACGCAACAUUCUACGUGUAUCCUUAAAGAUGUGUUGAAUGAACAAUUAAAAAUGAAUCAGCUGAUACUAUUCCAAGCAUUACGCGAAUAUUAUCGUCAAAAAGUGUUUUCAUUACUGAAAGAAAGCGAUAUUGUAUACGAGGAAAACUUGUAUAAUGUAUUACUAGACAAUGUUGCGAAACACGGUUGGUUGGCUGAUAUGAAACCAAUCGAAAAUAAUAUGACAUCUGAAUCUUACCAAAUACUAUUGGACAAACUUCAUUCUAAUCACCGGGAUCAAAAAGGAUCAAAGUACAGAAUACGACACAUUCGUUGUUUUACUCCAGCAACACCUAAACGACCAUCAGCUCCUACACAUCCCCGAAAUUCAGGUAAUCUGAUGUGA
Didymodactylos carnosus is the source of this 930-nucleotide messenger RNA. Lineage: Eukaryota; Metazoa; Rotifera; Eurotatoria; Philodinida; Philodinidae. The record is from the annotation of a GenBank genome assembly.